Messenger RNA from Dentiscutata heterogama, 1311 nucleotides. The record is from the annotation of a GenBank genome assembly. NCBI's taxonomy places the organism in Eukaryota, Fungi, Glomeromycota, Glomeromycetes, Diversisporales, Gigasporaceae.
AUGGGUAAAGAAAAGACUCACGUUAACGUUGUCGUUAUUGGCCACGUCGAUUCUGGCAAGUCCACUACCACAGGACAUCUUAUUUAUAAGUGUGGAGGUAUUGACAAACGUACGAUAGAAAAAUUUGAAAAAGAAGCUCAAGAACUUGGUAAAGGUUCUUUCAAAUAUGCUUGGGUAUUGGACAAACUGAAAGCUGAACGUGAACGUGGUAUUACGAUCGAUAUCGCUCUUUGGAAGUUUGAAACUCCAAAAUACUAUGUCACUGUUAUUGAUGCUCCAGGGCAUCGUGAUUUCAUUAAGAACAUGAUUACUGGUACUUCUCAGGCAGAUUGUGCUAUUUUGAUUAUUGCUGCUGGUACUGGUGAAUUUGAAGCCGGUAUCUCUAAGGACGGUCAAACUCGUGAACACGCCCUUUUGGCUUAUACACUUGGUGUCAAACAACUUAUUGUCGCUGUUAACAAGAUGGACACAACUCAAUGGUCCGAAGAACGUUUCAAUGAAAUUGUCAAAGAAGUCUCUGGCUUCAUUAAAAAAGUUGGUUACAAUCCCAAGAGUGUCGCCUUCGUUCCGAUAUCCGGCUGGCAUGGUGAUAACAUGUUGGAAGAAUCUACAAACAUGCCAUGGUUUAAGGGUUGGACAAAGGAAAUCAAAGGCGGUUCUGCUAAAGGAAAGACACUUUUGGAAGCUAUUGACUCAAUUGAACCUCCAACAAGACCAACCGAUAAACCUCUUCGUCUUCCCCUUCAAGAUGUUUACAAAAUUGGUGGUAUUGGUACUGUCCCUGUAGGUCGUGUUGAAACCGGUAUUAUCAAGGCCGGUAUGGUUGUAACAUUCGCCCCAGUUGGUCUUACUACUGAAGUCAAGUCCGUUGAAAUGCAUCACGAACAAUUGGAACAAGGCGUUCCUGGUGACAAUGUUGGUUUUAACGUCAAGAACGUAUCAGUUAAAGAAAUUCGUCGAGGUUUUGUCUGCUCCGAUUCUAAAAAUGAUCCUGCCAAAGAAUCCGCUUCUUUCAACGCUCAAGUUAUCGUUCUUAAUCAUCCUGGUCAAAUUGGUGCUGGUUACGCUCCAGUAUUGGAUUGUCACACCGCUCAUAUUGCUUGCAAAUUCUCUGAAUUGCAAGAAAAAAUUGAUCGUCGUUCCGGCAAAAAACUUGAAGAUAACCCUAAAUUUGUUAAAUCUGGUGAUGCUGCUAUUGUCAAAAUGAUUCCUUCCAAACCCAUGUGUGUCGAGGCUUUCUCCGAAUAUCCUCCUCUAGGUCGUUUUGCUGUGAGAGAUAUGCGUCAGACAGUUGCUGUUGGUGUUAUUAAG